Molecule: messenger RNA, 1057 nt
Organism: Aspergillus ibericus CBS 121593
Lineage: Eukaryota; Fungi; Ascomycota; Eurotiomycetes; Eurotiales; Aspergillaceae
Exons: 3
Coding region: 192-1037 (281 amino acids)
Source: RefSeq, a predicted model, not a curated record
UCACGAUCUUCGGGACUUUGGCUUUCAUCGUUUAUCCUCCCCGGUCACUGGCACCCCCGGUGCUUUCUUUCAGUCGUUCCUCCGGGAAAGGGUCCACGUCGAUCGGACCCUGAAUUUUGCCAAGGGAGUCAAGCGACCCCUCUGCUGUCCUGUCAACGCACCCGCAGAACAGUCCAAUCGCUUUAUCCAAAAUGCGUUCCAUGUCUCGUAUCUUUAUUCUGUGCCUCUUCCUGCUGCUGGGCACGCUCACUACAGCGUGGCCAUGGCGGCCCCACGGCGAAUUGUUGCGACGGGCCGAUACCACCGCAGCUGAGAGCGCAACCACCGGAGCCGCCGCUACUACCGAGAGUGCGUCCAAGACUGACUCAGUGACCAAAGCCGCGUCCGCAACAGGCACCGACACCACUGCCACCGGCACUGGCACACAAGCUACUACAGGGACGGGCACUGCCACGGGAAAGACAAGCAAGGCUACCAGCUACACGAAUACGUCAACCAUCUCGAUCAACCCUGCUGCCGGUGCUGGUGGUAUCUCCAUGCUUACUCCCACCGAGGGAGCCACAUCCUACUAUAGAAUCGGCGACUAUGUGACGUUGGCAUGGAACUACACAUCGCUGACCAUCAGCCCAACGGCUGUCAAUGUCGUCGCGUCGUGCAGUUUGAACAGUGCCACCUACACCAUUUCGACCAACAUGACCAUGGGGCCCACCGGAAAGGUGAUCUGGGACACCCGCAAGUACCAGGCCAAUGCGACGGUCCCGCUGUUGACUGCUUCGUAUACCUUGAUCGUUUGGGAUGCGAGCAAGGCUCUCACCGAAACGGCGAGUGCAGGCUAUCUCAGCGCAGCAAGCGGCUACACGUUCGGAAUGUAUAGCUCGCAGCCGUAUACCCCUCUCAACGGCUUUGUCUGCGCCACAUGCAGCAGCGCUUUCUCUGAACUAGAACGUCUAGGGCUGAAAUUCACCAUGGGCAUGGCUACUAUCACUAUCCUGUCCUUCACCUGGUUCGCCGGCGGUGCCGGUGUCUUCUCCACAUAGGUGCACACUCUGGGUGACGA